AGAACGUAUCCAUUCCUAGAAUCUUUACGAGUCGCCUUUUCGUCGACCCUUCCUGCCUUUUCCGCUCCACCCUAAUCAUUCUCAGGAGCUCGCAAGAGCGAAGAUUGGAUCGAUGUCCGGGACUGGACCGUUCACCCAGGAUUGGGAGCCCGUCGUGAUUCGCAAGAAGGCUCCCACCGCUGCGGCAAAGAAGGACGAGAAGGCCGUCAACGCCGCCCGUCGAAGCGGUGCUGAGAUCGAGACCGUCAAGAAGUCUAAUGCUGGUACGAACAAAGCUGCUUCUAGCGGCACGUCCCUGAACACGAGGAAACUUGACGAUGAAACAGAGAAUCUUUCUCAUGAGCGUGUGUCGACUGAACUGAAGAAGAACAUCAUGCAAGCUCGUCUGGCCAAGAAGUUGACCCAGGCUCAACUUGCACAGCUAAUCAAUGAGAAACCCCAAAUUAUCCAAGACUAUGAGUCCGGGAAGGCUAUUCCAAAUCAACAGAUCAUUACCAAACUGGAAAGGGUGCUCGGGACAAAACUCCGAGGCAAAAAAUAACGGAUGCCCAGCCCAGCAGCAUCCAACCUGUGAUCAGAAGUCUACGAGGAGGGUGUGUAAUAUGCUGCAUGUAGUUGUUCAUCUUCUAUUUCGUUUGUCAAAUGCAUGUGAUGUCCAAGUGUCUUGGCAUUCGGUACCGUUGCCAGUGAGUAUUAUGACGACCCAAGUUUCAAAUUGCGUUGAUCAAGUAAUGACUGUUAGUAUUUUCUUCUUGCCUUCA
Messenger RNA from Zingiber officinale, 761 nucleotides. Its product is annotated as multiprotein-bridging factor 1b-like. The transcript has 4 exons. Bases 113 to 541 code for a protein of 142 amino acids. Gene Ontology annotation, molecular function: DNA binding. Gene Ontology annotation, cellular component: nucleus. The record is from RefSeq and is a predicted model, not a curated record. NCBI's taxonomy places the organism in Eukaryota, Viridiplantae, Streptophyta, Magnoliopsida, Zingiberales, Zingiberaceae.